AUGAAGCAGUCACAGUUUGGAACAUAUUCUUCCAGACCAAAAUCAAAAACUCAGAAACUGACGACUUUCAGAAUGGAUGAUGAGGGUGAUCCAGAAAUGACAAAGGAGGAAUUGAAGAAUAUCUAUGUGGAAUUACAAGCCAUAAGUGACAAGCUGAGGGAAGAAAAUCGUAUACUCAGUGAACGAGAGGCCAGGGUGAAGGACAGAGAGAGAAUGCUAUCAAUUUCACAAGACAGUUUACAGACAGUCACAGAAUACCAAGUGAAAGUGAAAACAGCAGCAGUGGAAGAAAAAUACAGAUCUGAGCUGAUUCUGUUGGAGCAGACUCUCAGGGAGCGAAACAAAGAGAUCAAGAGGUUGAAAGAAAACUUUGAGACCAUUAAACAGGCAAAUGAUGUUCUGAAGAAAGAGACUGAAGUGCUUCAAGUCCAGAAUUCCAAGCUAACAAAGGUAUCCAAUGGCCUGCAAGCGAGGUUGGCAAACUUACAGCGUAAACAAGAAUAUGAGCAGAAACUGAAAGAUUCAGAAGUACUUAAACAGCAGGUAGAGUCUAGUUCAGAGCAAGUGCAGAAAGAUGUGGCAUUGUCUUCCAAACCCCCGGACAAGCCAGAAGAAAGGUCACAGAAGUCCACGAAGUUUAACAAGCAGAGCACAGUCCAGCUGUACUCUACAGCAUUGUCAACUCUGUUGGACUGGGUUUGUGAGGCUUUUCUGAGGCAAGCACUGGUAGAAAUACCCACAAAACCUUCAGAGAGUUACAGCACACCCUCUUUCAUUCAGGACAGAGUUCUGAAGGUUCUACCAUCACUAGUUGAAAUUCUCCGAGACAAUGCUGGGAACAUUCGUUGCUGUCUUCCCUGUCUACAGUUUAUUUACUGGUCACUGCUGCACAUAGAUCAGCUACAGAAUCAACAGAAUAUCAGCAUGUCCACUACACUAAGACGAAUCGGGGAGGAAAUUUACUACCCGAAAUCUUCAAAGGUCACAGAAGCUGAGAAAAUUAUUGGCUCUCCAACAACGCUGGGCGACAAACUCAAGGAGGCUCAGUUUAUGAGAAGUUCCAACAGUCAUGUGCGGUUCCUGUCAGCACUAAUUGUCUUAAAAACACUAACAAGAGCUGAUGUUCUGGCCAAUGCUUUUGAUGUUCUAAAGACAGAACUAAAAUCUGAUCAACAGAAGGAAUUGUUUCUUUAUUACCAAGCAACCAAUGUGAUAACUUUUUACAUAAAACCAGCCAACAAGACUUUUGUCUCUGUAGCGGUAGAUAUAAUGCUUCAGAUGUCUGCGGAGUCCCCGUUUCAACAUGCUUUCUUGGAAAGUUGCAGCAAUGAAAGCUUCUUUCGUGUUGCUGCCUUGUUGAUACGAAGUCCUGUCCCAGAUGUGCGGGUUAUGGAAAGACUCAGCAUCAUCUUACAGAAGCUGUCUAAGAUAAAAUCCAACAAACGCUUCUUUGAAAUCUACACAAUUACAGCCAUCAUACAAGAGAUGCUUGUCAAUGGAGGGCAGGACAGUGCUUUCCUGACACUUAACUUGAAGUCAAUAUUGUUUAAUCUUAACAGUGCCAUUAAGUUUUAA
Molecule: messenger RNA, 1575 nt
Organism: Candidula unifasciata
Lineage: Eukaryota; Metazoa; Mollusca; Gastropoda; Stylommatophora; Geomitridae
Source: the annotation of a GenBank genome assembly